Lasiodiplodia theobromae is the source of this 570-nucleotide messenger RNA. RefSeq names its product GTP-binding protein sara. Gene Ontology annotation, molecular function: GTP binding; GTPase activity. Gene Ontology annotation, biological process: endoplasmic reticulum to Golgi vesicle-mediated transport; intracellular protein transport; membrane organization. The coding region runs from base 1 to 570 and encodes 189 amino acids. The transcript has 8 exons. NCBI's taxonomy places the organism in Eukaryota, Fungi, Ascomycota, Dothideomycetes, Botryosphaeriales, Botryosphaeriaceae. The record is from RefSeq and is a predicted model, not a curated record. Gene Ontology annotation, cellular component: endoplasmic reticulum exit site; COPII vesicle coat.
AUGUGGAUUAUCGACUGGUUCUGGGAUGUCCUCUCAAGCUUGGGCCUGCUGAACAAGCAUGCGAAGCUACUCUUCCUCGGUCUUGACAAUGCCGGCAAGACCACUCUCCUGCACAUGUUGAAGAACGAUCGCGUUGCCAUCCUCCAGCCCACUCUCCACCCUACCUCUGAGGAGCUGAGCAUCGGUUCCUGCCGCUUCACUACCUUCGAUCUCGGUGGUCACCAGCAGGCGCGCCGUCUGUGGAAGGACUACUUCCCCGAGGUGUCGGGCAUCGUGUUCCUGGUGGACGCCAAGGACCCGGAGCGGUUCGCCGAGUCCAAGGCGGAGCUGGACGCGCUGCUGUCGAUGGAGGAGCUGCAGAAGACGCCGUUCCUCAUCCUCGGCAACAAGAUCGACCACCCCAACGCCGUGUCCGAGGACCAGCUGAGGCACGAGCUCGGCCUGUACCAAACCACGGGCAAGGGCAAGGUCCCGCUCGAGGGCAUCCGCCCCAUCGAGGUCUUCAUGUGCUCGGUCGUCAUGAGGCAGGGCUACGGCGAGGGUAUCCGUUGGCUGUCGCAGUACGUCUAA